Orussus abietinus is the source of this 1724-nucleotide messenger RNA. RefSeq names its product RCC1-like G exchanging factor-like protein. The coding region runs from base 281 to 1540 and encodes 419 amino acids. The transcript has 9 exons. The record is from RefSeq and is a predicted model, not a curated record. Lineage: Eukaryota; Metazoa; Arthropoda; Insecta; Hymenoptera; Orussidae.
GUAUUGUGAGAAGUACAAAGUUUCCUUAACUUGCAAAUUCAUUUCAUUACACAAAGGGAGAAACCUUGAUGUAUAUACAUACAUACCAGAGAUGCCUGCUCAUCUCUGUACAUACAUACGUGAAAAACGGCACAAACUCUUGUUCUUGUGGAAAAUAGUGAAACAUAAUAAAUGUAUUUUCCCGGUAAAAGCCAACUGAGGGUCUAUUACGUAAAGCAAAUUGAGCGAAAAUGUGAAAAAUGAGUAGCACACGAUUUACGGAACUUUUCUAGUGGUGAAAAUGCGAGACCAUUCAUAUGAACUGGCUCAAAAAUAUGUGUUUCAGUACCCAGUAAGCGAGCCAGGUGAUCAUCGAGUUUAUGUGUGGGGCCUUGCAGAGCACGGUGCACUUGGGUCGACGUCAAGGGUUUUAAGGGAGAAUAAUAUAGCUUAUAUAGCAAAACCAAGUAGAUUGUACUUUGGAGAAUAUCAUAAAGUCACCGAUAUCGCUUGUGGUUACGGCUUCACUGCUUUUGCAGUGAAAUCAAAGGACAAGAAUGUUCUUUAUGGCAGUGGCAUUAAUACCGACUCUCAAUUGGGAUUUGACGAAAGUGAUAAGAAAUUUAAAGAAGACAUUAUACCUGCACCAAGACCUAUACAGUUACCUCUUAAACAAGAUACUACCGAUGUUCUUGGAAUAGCUGCAGGCCGGGCGCACCUGUUAGUUUUAACUAAAGAAGGAGUGUUUACUUUGGGUAACAAUGGAUACGGCCAAUGCGGCAGAGAAAUUAUUCCAGAUGAAAAAUAUUCAAAGAGUUUAGUGGUUCAUUAUAUUCCUAAUGUCAAAGGGGAAUGUAUCACGGGAGUAAUGGCUGGUCAGGAUCACAGUAUACUGCUGACGGAAUCUGGCCAUGUUUAUACAUUCGGUUGGGGAGCAGAUGGGCAAACUGGGCUCGCUCAUUAUCGGAAUGAGUAUCAACCAACAUUAGUUAAAGGAGACUUAGCUGGUCAACGUAUCACAAAAGUGGCUUGUGCAGCUGAUUGCGUAUUAGCUCUUAGUGAUAAAGGUAAAGUUUUUGGAUGGGGUAAUUCCGAAUAUGGACAAUUCCCGAUUAAAAGCGAUAAUCAUCAGAUAAAUAUUGCUACCGAGCUGGACAUCUUUCAAGGUUUUGGACGCAUUGUGGAUAUUGCUGCAGGGGGCAGUUUUUGUAUGGUACUAGACGAUACAGGGAAAGUAUACGUAUGGGGUUAUGGAAUUCUAGGACUUGGCCCUGAAGUACAAAGUAUCCUGAAACCUACACAAAUUCCAUCCCCUCUUUUCGGUGUAAACGAGUAUGAGCAAAAUAUUAGGGUUACAAGCAUAUACUGUGGCACCAGUCAACUAGCAGCAGUAACAAAUUCAGGAGACCUCUACAUGUGGGGACUUAAUAAAUUUGGAUCUCUUGGACUUGGACAUCGAAACAAUCAAUACUUCCCUCUAAAAGUCUCUGUUGGUGCACAGGUGGUGAAGGUGGCCUGCGGUGUCGAUCACACGGUGUCACUUUGCAAACCUUACGUUUAAAGAGAGCUACAGGUAAUUGCUUAUUGAAACACUAUUUGUAUAGAAAAUAUGUAAAAAGAACUGCUCAACUGCAUAAGCGGCAGCUGACUAUAUUAUUAAUUGUUAUACUUUUUAUAAAUUACGAAUUAUGUGUUCUGUCAAUAGCAUCAUAGAUAUUGAAAUAAACUCUUCCAGAACACAGUUA